Messenger RNA from Astyanax mexicanus (Mexican tetra), 3154 nucleotides. RefSeq names its product diacylglycerol lipase, beta (gene daglb). The coding region runs from base 481 to 2508 and encodes 675 amino acids. The transcript has 15 exons. NCBI's taxonomy places the organism in Eukaryota, Metazoa, Chordata, Actinopteri, Characiformes, Acestrorhamphidae. The record is from RefSeq and is a predicted model, not a curated record. Gene Ontology annotation, biological process: lipid metabolic process.
GGAGGGGUUUGGAUGUGACACCGCAAAACAGAAAACAACAGGCAGCGGUGUCAAUACAGCUGAAUAUGGCGCAGUGUUGACGAGCGUUUACAGCUACAGUGUAUAUUUAACUAGUGUAUUUACAGUGUUUAGUAUGUGUAGAAGCGGGGAGAGGGAACGGGAGCUGAGCUGUGUGUGUUGUUGGAGCUGUUCAUGUGGAGUUUGAGGCACUGGGUGUACUGGUUCCUGUAGGCGAGGCUGUGUUGUGUAAGGGGGUGUUGUGCUGGUUUCGGGUCGCUGUGCUGUAAUGCGGACUGGGAUGUCACCGGGAGCAGCUCACUGUGCAGCUAACGCACACACACACUGACACGCACACACACGCACUGACAGUCCGGCCGCGCUACUGCCUGUUUCAGCGGCCGCCUCUUUCUCCUCCUGCUGCUGCUGUGUGUGCGUUCCCCGGGCUUGGGCUGCUGACCGCAGGCGGGAUCAGCUGUCACGAUGCCGGGCAUGGUGGUAUUCGGGCGGCGGUGGGGAAUCGCCAGCGAUGAUCUGGUCCUGCCGGGAGCCUUCGAGCUCUUCAUCCGCGUCCUUUGGUGGAUUGGGAUUUUAACUCUUUAUGCCACACGCAAAGGAAAAUUUGACUGUCAUGGCGGAGCUCUUCUUCACAGCUACCUCAUCGUCCUUCUGGUCCUGCUUGCGUUCAUUAUUCUAACCUUAUGUGCAAUUGUUUACGUCAGUGCCCAAGGAACCAUUAUGAAUCCAGGUCCACGGCGCUCUGUGCCAGCUCUGGUGUACCUACGGGCGCUCCUUUACAUCCCUGAGUUAGUUUGGGCGUGUCUUGGGGCUGUCUGGGUGUCUGAUGACAGCGGAGGAUGUGAACCGGCUGAAGUUGGAAUUGUUCUAGGUACAGUGGUUGCUAGCUGGAUCAUCCUGCUGUCCAUGUUUGUGGGCGUGUUGAUCGUGUUUGACCCGUUGGGCAGCCUGCGGUGGCCAGUGCCGAUUGGUCAAUAUUCAGGUCUGAGGGAUCUGGAGAGCAGUGAGUCCUCUCAGCUCUUUUACAGUGCGCGCUCGCUGGCUGUGCGCGUGUGGGAAAGCCGCCUGCGCCUGCUCUGCUGCUGCCUGCCUCAGGAUGACAACCACCGGGCGGCCUUUUCCAGCAUUGCUCAACUAGUCAGCGGCUUCUUCUCGGACACAGACCUGGUGCCCAGUGACAUUGCUGCAGGCCUGGCACUCCUGCAUCAGGAGCAGGACAAAGUGGAGCAGUGCAAAGACCCUGAUGACGUUAUACCCCACAGCCCUUCAUCCCCCAUAAGAGAAGAUCUGGAGAUAGAGCUGGAGAAAGCUGCACACUGUAUGCAGUUUGCUGUAGCUGCGUACGGUUGGCCCUUGUAUGUUUACUCAAACCCUUUUACUGGACUCUGCAAACUCAGUGGAGACUGCUGUCGCAACCCCAGAGCAGAGUACGACCUGGUUGGAGGAGAUAACCUUGGCUGUAAUUUUAACUCCAUCUUGCAUGUCACGGGACUGCAGUACCGUGACUUUAUUCACAUUAGCUUCCAUAAUCAGAUAUAUGAGAUCCCAUUCUUUGUUGCACUGGAUCACAAAAGGGAGGCUGUACUGGUUGCUGUGAGAGGAACACUGUCACUAAAGGACGCUCUGACGGAUCUCUCUGCAGAAUGUGAGAACCUGCCUGUUGAAGGUGUGUCAGGAGCCUGCUAUGCACACAAGGGCAUAUCUCAAGCAGCCAAUUACAUCUAUAAGAAGCUUGUUAAUGAUGGCAUAUUGAGCCAAGCUUUCAGCAUCGCACCUGAGUACAGGCUCGUCAUCACAGGGCACAGUCUGGGUGCAGGCACAGCGUCUCUGCUGGCAGUGCUGCUGCGCAGUACUUACCCCACAUUACAGUGCUACGCUUUCUCUCCACCAGGGGGCCUCAUGAGCAAAGCACUAGCUGAAUACUCCAAACAGUUUGUGGUAUCUGUGGUUCUAGGAAAGGAUCUGGUCCCCAGGUUAAGUAUUCCAAACAUGGAAGACUUGAAGAGGAGAAUAUUGAAGAUGGUGUCUAAUUGCAGUAAACCUAAGUACAAGAUUCUCUUACAUGGUUGCUGGUAUGAAGUGUUUGGGGGAACUCCAGAUGACUUCCCCACAGAAAUGGAGAACCGGAGGGAGGAAGAGUUAAGCCAGCCAUUGCUUGGCGGUGGAAGCUUAUUGGUGCAGGGCUCCACAUCUUACCAGAGCCUAUCAUCAGAUGACUCACCCACCCACUCCACCCAUUUGCCACUCUACCUGCCAGGACGCAUCAUGUACAUCACAGAAGACGGACCCACACGAAGGCACUGCUUCUCACAGGUACGAUACCGUGCUGAGUGGUCCAGCGAGAUGGCGUUCCGCAGCGUGCUGAUCAGUCCUCGGAUGAUCGCCGACCAUAUGCCUGAUGUGGUCCUCCGGGCCCUGCACAGCCUCACCAGCGACCGACCGUUCUCCCUCUGCCCCUCCUCCCUCAGCAACAGUCACCUGAAUGUCAUCUGAGCUCCAACUGCCUGGAGCCUGGAUCCUGAAUUGACUGUGGCAGAGAAUGCACAAGGAGGCUGCAGGGAACUGUACCGUUUAAGACUCAUUAAAGAGCAUUUCAACUCUUUCGGAUUUUAAGUAUCUUUUUAAUCUGCUGUUUUGGAAGCGCAGUAUGCUUCGAACAAUAUUGUACCAUGCACUGCGAUUUCCCUGCGUCUCUCAUCGUGUCAAAGUCUUGUGUAUGUUGUUCAAAUGUAUUAUGUCGUUCUAUGUGGGAGAGUCAACACUAACUUAUUUUUGAAAGUCCUGAAGGUGUAAUAUGAAAGAAUCACCAGUAAUUGUGUGGCCGUGGUGUCUUGUCUGUGCUGUACAUUUUUAAAAAAUUCAGGGUCAUUAGUGCCUAUGCGUAGCCGAAUAUGGUGCUGGAAUCACAAAGCCUGGAUGCAGAACGGAGCAACAUAUGAUUCCAGUGCAACUAUAAUGGAUGCAGUUUUAAUGCAUGGUACUAAAUCAUUCAGUUUGCAUGGAAAUGUUUAAGUAUGUUUGCUCCAUUUACAUUACGUUACAUUGCAUUACAUUACAUCAGCUUAUUUGCCAAUUUAAAUUUGCAUCAGAACGUUCACUUUUCAUGAGGAUUUCUGAAUAAAUGUGUUCAUGAGAUUCA